UCCUCACCGUCCUCUUCCAAUCCAAACCACCCGAGCAAAGCGGCCGCCGCUAGCGCACACACGCACGCAGGCAGCAGGCGGCAAUGCAACGCGCCGCGGUCCUACGCCCGCUCGUCGGGUCCCCUCUCCUCCCCGCGAGACCCCUCGCCGCGCGGCGCCGCUGCCGCUUCCGUGGAGGCGUUCGCGUGAGGUCCGCAACCGGGGAGGGCGGGAGCGGCCCCGGAGGCGGAGUCGGCGAGGGCGACGGAGCCGCGGCGUCGUGGCUGAGCUCGGCGGUGGGGGAGAAGGUGGACGAACUGCUGCGGCGCGAGGAGAACCGGGCCCUGCUCGAGGGCGUCCAGGACGCCGAGCGCCGCGUGGAGCGCGCCCGCGCCGCGCUCGCCGACAUCGAGCGCCAGGAGGCCGCCGCGCGCCUCGCCCGCGAGGAGGUCCGCCGACUUGAGAAGCGGCGCGACGAGAUUGCAGAGUCCCAGCGGGAAUUGCUCCAAGCAAGAGAAAUGAUUGAUGAAGCUGAGCGUUCUUUGUCUUCUAGUCUUGAGGAAGGAAGCUUUGGAGAUGUGUCAAGUGGUGAUAUUGAUGAAGAUAGCGAGAGACUAGAAUCUGUAAAAGCUGCUGCAGUUUCCUCUAUAGUUGGUGUUCUGGCUAGUUUGCCCGUAUCUUUCUAUGAAGUUCAAGAUCUGCCACAACUAUUUCUUCGGUCAUCAGUUAUUUUCAUAAGUUGCGCUUUGUUUGGAGUCACAUUCCGGUAUGCUGUUAGAAGAGAUCUAGACAAUAUCCAACUAAAAACAGGGGCUCCUGCAGCAUUUGCUUUUGUUAGAGGCCUUGCUCUGCUGGAAUCUGGUAGAACCCUCGAGCUGAGCACUGAUACCUUAAUAUCAGUUGUUAUUGAUGGUGCAGUUAGUGUGGUUGAGAACAUUUUCAUAUUUCUUCCUGCUGCUGUUGCACUGGACUACUGUUUUAAGAUGAGAUUUUUGAGUCCCUUUCCUAGAAGAAAACAAUAGCUUCUGUGAAGAAUGUCUGAAUAUGUAUGAUCGACAAGAAUAUUGAUUACUCUGAUGGUCAUAUGUAAUACAAAUGACUUCUUAGAUUCGUUGAGCAAAUAUUUUCCCAGUGCA
Setaria italica (foxtail millet) is the source of this 1115-nucleotide messenger RNA. RefSeq lists its product as uncharacterized. The transcript has 3 exons. Lineage: Eukaryota; Viridiplantae; Streptophyta; Magnoliopsida; Poales; Poaceae. The coding region runs from base 84 to 1001 and encodes 305 amino acids. The record is from RefSeq and is a predicted model, not a curated record.